Messenger RNA from Podospora pseudocomata, 1080 nucleotides. It is a transcript of the gene YPT31, whose product is annotated as Rab GTPase ypt31. Gene Ontology annotation, molecular function: GTPase activity; GTP binding. NCBI's taxonomy places the organism in Eukaryota, Fungi, Ascomycota, Sordariomycetes, Sordariales, Podosporaceae. The record is from RefSeq and is a predicted model, not a curated record. Gene Ontology annotation, biological process: exocytosis. The transcript is spliced from 5 exons. The coding region runs from base 445 to 1080 and encodes 211 amino acids. Gene Ontology annotation, cellular component: Golgi apparatus; recycling endosome.
CGGAUUUGACUGAGAGAUGCUGUGUCUUUGAACAAAGUAUUGAGAGCCGGACCUUUAUUCAGGUUUUCCCGUCACUUUUCCGACAGACCUCCGGACAAACCAAAAGAACCUGGAAGGGCCAAAGAUAGACGGCAGCAAAGCCCGCUAUCAGCCAUCCUAAAACAGGCGCCGAACACCGCCACUUGUUCGUCAGCUGGGGCGCUCGACCAACUGCUGGACCGAGACCCACUGGCCUGAGCCGCACCGCCCUGCCCUCAUUGACUCCUGGACGCUGCUUGCCUGGGCGUUUGAACCUGGUAUUUGGCAUCUGGCUGGCUUUGGCAUUCCGUCUUUGUGCACUUGCAUCAACGAAUCCAGCUUCGACCCAUCGACCGAGACAACCUCCCCGGCACAUUUCAGAUUCCAAGAAACCACUGCACCCUCACCUCUCACCUCAUCGCAGCCAUGGCCAACGACGAGUACGAUUUCCUCUUCAAAGUGGUGUUGAUUGGAGACUCUGGUGUCGGAAAGUCCAACCUGCUCAGCCGGUUCACCCGCAAUGAGUUCAACCUAGACUCCAAGUCGACCAUCGGUGUCGAGUUCGCCACGAGAUCGAUCCAGGUCGACAACAAGACCAUCAAGGCUCAGAUUUGGGAUACUGCCGGUCAGGAGCGGUAUCGCGCCAUCACUUCUGCCUACUACCGUGGCGCCGUCGGCGCUCUCCUCGUCUACGAUAUCAGCAAGAACAUCACCUACGAGAACGUAACCCGGUGGCUCAAGGAGCUGCGGGAUCAUGCCGACAGCAACAUUGUCAUCAUGCUGGUGGGAAACAAGAGCGAUUUGCGACACCUCAGAGCUGUUCCUACAGAUGAUGCCAAGAACUUUGCGGCCGAGAACCACCUCUCUUUUAUCGAGACUUCGGCCCUCGAUGCGACCAACGUUGAGCUUGCUUUCCAAAACAUCUUGACCGAGAUCUACAACAUCGUAUCGACCAAGAGUUUCGCCGAGGAGGACGGCAAGAAGUUCGACCCAAGGGAGGGCGGCACAAACAUCACGCUGAGCCAGGAAGGGCCAAAGGGGGAGUCCAAGGGUUGCUGUUAA